GCUAAAGUUCAUAGGUUAUUGAGAAGUGGUAUCAACAUAACCGGUUUUCGUUGUAAGAACUUGCAAUACAAACACGGGUUGCAAUGGGGUAUUUCGAUUUUUUAGACGAUGUUAGGCGGAUGAAUGCACGACAGCUAUACUAUCAAGCUUUAAACUUUGGAAUGAUCGUGUCAUCAGCAUUAAUGAUCUGGAAAGGGUUAAUGGUAGUGACAAGCAGUGAAAGUCCUAUAGUAGUUGUUUUAAGUGGUAGUAUGGAGCCAGCAUUCCAUAGAGGUGAUCUUUUAUUUUUGACAAAUCAUCAAUCUGACCCAAUUCGUGUUGGAGAAAUUGUUGUUUUCAAGAUUGAAGGAAGAGAAAUUCCAAUUGUACACCGAGUUCUACGUUUACAUGAAAAGGAAAAUGGAGAAGUUAAAUUUUUGACUAAAGGUGAUAAUAAUUCAGUAGAUGAUCGUGGGCUGUAUGCCCCUGGACAGUUGUGGCUUGAGCGUAAGGACGUUGUUGGACGGGCUAGAGGAUUUGUGCCUUAUGUUGGAAUAGUAACAAUUCUAAUGAACGACUAUCCAAAAUUUAAGUAUUUUGUGCUAGCCGGAUUAGGAUUAUUUGUUUUAAUCCAUCGGGAAUAAGGUGACGACUGUGAUGAACGCUGUGUUUAUCAACCAAUCAUUAUGUUGGAUAGGAGACAACAAAUUUGAAGAUGGAACACAACAGAUGAAUUCACUCUCAUCGCAGUUUGUUUUUGUAGCAUCAUUCCAGAAAAUUUUUUUAGAAAAUCAUUUAUUCACUAUUGAUGACAUUGGAUGCUGUUUCAUGCUUUAAACUUUGGGCCAAAUUGCAUAGGCAGAAAGCCAAGUGAGAUUUUGCAUAGGUAUAUUUUGCAUAUUUAAUGCUCUGAUUUGCAUAUUUUUUGUACUUGGCCUUAUUUUAAACAUGUUCGUGGAUAUGGGAAGGUCUUUCCUAUUUGCCAAUCCAAUGAGUUACCUCAGGACAGUUUUUACAGACCAAUGUUAUGAAGAAAUAUUUUGAAAUUACAAAAAAAUAGACAAAAUAUAGAUAUUGACUUGUGAAUACCUGUGCCACUGACUUUGUUGUUAGAAUAUUUAUUUAUAAUACAAAAAUCUAGCAGCAAAAAAAAAAAGUGGUGCCCUCGGUUACAUCCUAUAACACAAAAAUAUAUUUUUAGCGGUCAGGCAGCAUGAUAAUGUAAGCACAUUUUUAUUCCUGAAUUGUACAAUAAUUUACUCAUAAGCGAGUAAGAUUUUGUUUUUAUCGCUGUAGUUCUGAAGCAUGUGCAACUUAAUUUAGUAGAUUAUGUGACAAACUUGUUUCAAGUUUGGUUUGUUUGUAACUUAUAUUUAACAUCAUUUUUAAUGAUGUAAUUAAUUAUGCACAAGAAGUUCAUUUAGAGCUUUUGAUUCUGGUGCCAUGGUAGAUCAUUAAUUAUGUAAUAUUUUUCUCUCUUUACCAUACUCUGUAAUAAAAAAAAAAUAUUAAGAGA
This is a messenger RNA of Anneissia japonica, 1495 nucleotides long. Its product is annotated as signal peptidase complex catalytic subunit SEC11A. The coding region runs from base 84 to 623 and encodes 179 amino acids. The record is from RefSeq and is a predicted model, not a curated record. Gene Ontology annotation, molecular function: serine-type endopeptidase activity. Gene Ontology annotation, cellular component: membrane; signal peptidase complex. Lineage: Eukaryota; Metazoa; Echinodermata; Crinoidea; Comatulida; Comatulidae. The transcript has 5 exons.